This is a messenger RNA of Falco peregrinus (peregrine falcon), 2675 nucleotides long. It is a transcript of the gene CARD9, whose product is annotated as caspase recruitment domain family member 9. Gene Ontology annotation, biological process: positive regulation of canonical NF-kappaB signal transduction; regulation of apoptotic process. The transcript has 12 exons. The record is from RefSeq and is a predicted model, not a curated record. The coding region runs from base 406 to 1836 and encodes 476 amino acids. Lineage: Eukaryota; Metazoa; Chordata; Aves; Falconiformes; Falconidae.
UUUCCUGUCUCAGAGUAUAGCUGAGUAGUUUCCCCUUUUCUCUUUUCUCAAAACCAGUUUUGCUCCUGGAAUGAUCAUUGCUCUAGUCAGAAUAUAAAGGGAGGCUGCAUCCAAGACAAGUCUUCUCAGAGACGGGACACAGAUGAGUUUUGCUAGACCAGGAGAGGAAACAAGGAGGCUUUUGACUGCACAGGCUCAGCGAGUUCUGGGAGAUGUUCAUCUGCUUGGAGGGAGAUGAUCAAGCUUUGGUGACUUUGGUUUUCUCAGAAUUUCACACUAGCUCUCCUUCGUGUAUGUGUCAGCAGCAUUGGUGCUAGGCUCGCAGCUGCUGACAUCUCCAGUCUGGGACUGCCCUGUUCUUUCAGACAGGGCAACACAGCUCACUGAUACUUCUCGCUCGCCAGCAUGUUGGAAGAAGAUAAUGAUGAGACAUGUUGGAAUAACCUGGAGAACUUCCGAGUGAAGCUGAUCUCUGUGAUAGAUCCUUCCCGUAUAACACCCUACCUCCGCCAGUGCAAAGUGAUCAGCCAUGACGAUGAGGAACAAGUUCUUAACGACCCGAGCCUGGUCAUGCGCAAGCGGAAGGCAGGUGUUCUUCUGGACAUUCUUCAGCGAACAGGACACAAGGGCUUUGAGGCAUUUCUGGAGAGUCUUGAGCUUUAUUAUCCACAACUGUAUAAGAAGAUAACUGGCAAGGAGCCCAGCAGGGUUUUCUCUAUGAUUAUAGACAGUGCUGGGGAAUCUGGCCUGAGCCAGCUGCUGAUGAACGAGAUCAUGAAGCUGCAGAGCACCGUGCAGGAGGAGCGGCGGAAGGCCCAGGAGCUCACCAUGUGGCUGCACGCCAAAGAGAACACGAUCAGGGAGAUGUGGGUGAGGGACAGCCUGCUCCGCAAGCAUCAAGAGCGGGCACAGAAGAUGAAGGAGGAGAGGGACAGCCUGAGCAAGGAGCUGCGGAAGUGCAAGGAUGAGAACUACAACCUGGCGAUGUGCUAUGCCAAACAGAGCGAGGAGAAGAGCGCUGCCCUCAUGAAGAACCGGGACUUGAUCCUAGAGAUCGAUCACUUGAAGCACAGCCUCAUGAAGGCUGAGGAUGACUGCAAACUGGAGCGUAAGCACACAAUGAAACUGAAGCACGCCAUAGAGCAGCGUCCAAGCCAUGAGGUGAUGUGGGAGAUCCAGCAGGAGAAGGAGUUGCUCUUGGCCAAGAAUCAGGAGCUGGAGAACACUCUCCAGCAGGUUGCCAGGGAACAGAAUCUGGAGAACAGCCUCUCCAAGGACACCCUGGAGAAUGACUGUAGCCAGAUACUAGAAGAACGCCGGGAGCUGAUGAACACCAUUUACAGCCUUCGCAAGGAGCUGCGGCGAGCUGAGGUGCUCCAAGACAAAUAUGCAGAGGAAAAAGAGAUGCUUGAACUACAGUGUGUGUCUCUGAGGAAGGACUCCCAGAUGUAUAAAAAACGGAUUGAAGCUGUCUUGCAGCAAAUGGAGGAAGUGGCUUCAGAAAGAGACCAGGCACUCCUGACUCGAGAACAGUUCUAUAUGCAGUACUCCAAGAACCUGGUCGAGAGGGAUGCUUACCGCAAGCAGGUUCGGGAGCUGGGGGAGCGAUGUGAUGAAAUGCAACUGCAGCUUUUCCAAAAGGAGAGUCAGUUACUGGCUACUGAAGCCAAGCUGAAAAGGUUGCAGCUGGAGCUACCCACACCGACCUCUGACCUGGAUGAUACCUCCUCCAGAGAUUCCCAGGAAAAGAUUUCCCUGAAGGACAAGACCAGCAAUUUAGCACUCGAGAGAGCAGUCUGCCUCCAAAGUCACCAAGUUUCAAGGGGUGUGGCUUAGCCAACGAGGAACUGGCAGAAAAGGAGCGGAGGAGGAUGAAGGACUGCUUUGAGCGUUACCGAAGGUCUGGACUUCAGUAAGCAGGACUAAUUCAGAGAUACCCAUGUAAUCUAACUGAUUAGCUUGUUGUAUGUAUUUCCUCUUUUCUGUCCAUCCCCAGCCCCCAGGUUUGAUUCACGGAGGGCACAAAUUCAUUACAGAUCUUCUCUUCAGAGUCUCAUGCUGAACUGGUUGAGACUCCUCUUUUAGUGCUAGAGGUAGCCAAGACAGCAAUGAUUGCAUUUGCUCCGGACCUUGCACUCCCUUCCACAGCAGGGAGUGGAGGGCACUCCAAAGAUCUGCUAGUUUAAUGGGUUUGAUAGAUUUCUCCCCUGUGCGUGAAACCUGACAUUCACUGCCUGUCUGCCACACUGCUGAUAUUCAAGAUCAGGCUCCCACAACUGUGAAUGGGAGCUGAUUUCCACCCUUGAUACUUGUUUGAAGGCCUCUCCUAAUGCCUGGUGUCGUCACAGAUCAGCACCUUUGUGGAGCCUGAAGCUAAUGAAACCCUUGCGAAAUAGGGACCUUAGUUCUAGAAUUGGGUAGAAGUGCUCCUAAUGGUGCAGUAAACUACUCUUUUAGACUGUUGACAAUGUUUUUGUUAAAGAAAGGACUUUGGGUAGGAUUUCUUGGCUUCUUCAACUGAACAUCAACACACCACACUUCAGGGAACGUAAGAAUAUCUGCAUCAGUCUGGGGCAAUUCUCUUUACCUUGUGCUUGCUGGUACUCACAGUGUUGUUGGGUGUGUGGGCAAACCGUCAUGUUAAUUAAACAGUAAAUGGGUUGAUACGCACUAAA